Messenger RNA from Ilex paraguariensis (yerba mate), 244 nucleotides. The record is from the annotation of a GenBank genome assembly. Lineage: Eukaryota; Viridiplantae; Streptophyta; Magnoliopsida; Aquifoliales; Aquifoliaceae.
UAGCGAUGAUUUUUACGUGAUAAUGACAGCAGUGAGGAUUGUGAUGCCCAAGACAAAUGGCCAUGACGGAGACAAAAAAGAUACUAUAAUGGAGCACAUGGAUUGUGAUGUGGAUCCCUCUCAAGGAGAGAAAUUCUUAGCUAUUGCAUCCAAUUUGGGAAGCAAGAAACCCAUUUCCAAAGCCCAUAUGAUUGCUCUACAAAACAUUGGAUCGAUCUGUUCGAGUGUUUGGAACAACAAGUAA